AUGUCGCAGACGCAGCAGAUGGAGCAGGCAGAUUCGAUACACAGCCAGGACCCGCAUCGCGAGCAGGCCAAGAAGACAAAGAGCAGGAGACCCCCCAAUACUGCAUUCCGGCAGCAGCGAUUAAAGGCAUGGCAACCCAUCCUUACCCCGAAGACGGUCCUCCCCAUCUUCUUCGUCGUCGGCAUCAUAUUCGCGCCCAUCGGCGGGCUCUUAUUAUACGCGAGUUCUCAAGUGCAGGAGCUCUCGAUCGAUUACACUAACUGCAACACCAAAGCGCCGCAGACCGAGGCCAAUCGCGAUCUCGACAAUCCGGAUACUUUGGAGGACAUACCGGGGGACCGCGUUACUGCCUCGUUCAAAACGACAAUGAAAUCGCAGCCACAAUGGGGCCACGCCCGCGAAGAAUAUACCUGGCCGUCCGGGGUUAAGCAGGACACGGACGUGUGCGUUCUGAGCUUUGAGAUACCCAACGACGUCAGUCCGCCUGUCUUGUUCUACUAUCGCCUUACCAAUUUCUAUCAAAACCACCGCCGAUAUGUCAAGUCGCUAGAUGUCAACCAGCUGAAGGGAGACUUCGUGAGCAACUCAUCGAUCAAGUCCGGCGAAUGCGACCCCCUAGAUGUUUCACCCAAUGAGGCGCCAUUCAACGGCCGCGCGUACUAUCCGUGUGGCUUGAUUGCGAACUCCAUGUUCAACGAUACGUUUGAGAACCUGGAUGCAUCGAACCCGCAGGUGGAAGACGGCAGCUUCAAUACUACAUACGACUUCUCGGCCCAAGACAUCUCCUGGAGUUCCGAGAGCGACUUGUAUGGGAAGUCCAAGUACACGGUACACGAUGUCGUUCCUCCGCCAAAUUGGCGGGAACAAUACGUGAAUGGCACCUACGAUUCGUUGUCGGAACUACCCGACCUCAACACGUGGGGAGCGUUCCAGGUCUGGAUGAGGACUGCCGGACUGCCGACGUUCAGCAAAUUGGCGAUGAGGAAUGACAAGGAUGUCUUGAAGACAGGAACCUACCGGCUAAAGAUCUACGACCGAUUCCCUGCUGACCAAUACGGUGGCACCAAGUCCAUUCUGAUCUCGACCCGAACCGUGAUGGGUGGCAAGAACCCCUUCCUUGGGAUUGCGUAUGUGGUUGUGGGUGGUCUCUGUAUUUUGCUUGGUACCAUCUUCACUCUCACCCAUCUCGUCAAGCCAAGGAAACUCGGUGAUCACACCUACCUAUCCUGGAACAACGACCAACCAAGCACGGCAACCACAACAGGGCGUGCCUCUCGCCCAGGCGAUACCGCAUGA
This is a messenger RNA of Trematosphaeria pertusa, 1296 nucleotides long. RefSeq names its product CDC50 family protein-like protein. The coding region runs from base 1 to 1296 and encodes 431 amino acids. NCBI's taxonomy places the organism in Eukaryota, Fungi, Ascomycota, Dothideomycetes, Pleosporales, Trematosphaeriaceae. Gene Ontology annotation, cellular component: plasma membrane; Golgi apparatus; endoplasmic reticulum. The transcript has 6 exons. The record is from RefSeq and is a predicted model, not a curated record.